This is a messenger RNA of Dromaius novaehollandiae (emu), 2552 nucleotides long. It is a transcript of the gene TMEM130, whose product is annotated as transmembrane protein 130. The record is from RefSeq and is a predicted model, not a curated record. Bases 911 to 2041 code for a protein of 376 amino acids. The transcript has 8 exons. Lineage: Eukaryota; Metazoa; Chordata; Aves; Casuariiformes; Dromaiidae. Gene Ontology annotation, cellular component: plasma membrane.
CGGGGUCGCCGGCCGGUUGUGCGGGCUUUGCCGCAGCACGGCGGCGGGCGGCCGGAUCCUGCAGAGCCCGGAGAGCUGCCCGUGUCGGGCCUCGUUACGUCCCCGCGUUUCUCUGCUAGCUCGGUAUCUGCGAGCGCGGCACCUGCCUUCUGCUGUGCGAGGUGACAGUGCGGGUCUCACUCAGAAAUAACGCUGGUUGUUGUUCACCGUCCUUUUGCAUCCGGCUUUACCCAGCCCUGGAAUCUGUGCAGUGAAAUUAGGGGCCUAUGUUUGGGGUCCCUUUCUCUGCACCCCAGCUCGAAGGGGGGCACGAAGGGCAGUGCGGGGGCUGGCUGGCCCCGGUGCUCCCCCCCGCUUGCAGGCUGCACUAGAGGCCAUAGGCGAGAGGGAAGUGCAGCUUGUGCGGUUCGGAGGUUUCUGCUUUCUGCCGUCGUCCAGCAACUGCUGGAAGACAGACGGGAGCCGAGUCCCCGGCACGAUGAGCCCUGGAGCUGCAGCGCUGGGCGCAGCGAUGCCCCGUUGGGCUCCUGCGAGACAACAGCGAGGCAGACGCUGGCGGGAGGAGGCCGCGUACGCCGCGGGGGAGGCGGAAAACAGGCUGUUCCCAGCUCUCCCCCAGUUCACAGCUUUCAGCGGUUGUUGCAUUUUGUUUUGCUUUCUAACAUGUGCAAGUCAUCUAAUCUCGCAGUGCCAGAAGUGCUGCAAAGUAGUACAGAAAAAGAAGUACAGAAGUGCUUUCCCAGCAUGAAACCAGGGGAUGCAACCUGUGGAAGAGCUGAAUUUAACAUCCUUUCCGUAAAACCAAACCUCACCCAGCUCUGCCUGUUGUAGCUAGGAAUAUGAUCUAGAAAUCACCAACAAUGGUCCCAUCACAACGGGAGCUCAAGCUACUGUUCGUGCCAGUCUAAGUAUGAAGAAUGACAGUAUCACCUCAAACUUGUAUCAUUUUAACUGGAUUUAUGCUCCUCUGAUUCUCAUUGAGAAGUCAGAGCAGCAAUUUCACUCCCUGAUCAAUGUGACCGGUGAAUUUCCUGGCAUUUUUCCUGUAUCUGUCUGGGUGACUCACAGAAACUGCUGGUUGUGUCGGCCUGUUGCUAGAAAUGUCACCAUACUGCACAUCACAGAAUUUAUCACGGGGAGUCUUACCAUUGCCCAGAUAGAAGGCAGUGCGUUUAUCAAGCAAGGUUCGAGCUCGUCCACGGACACUGUGACCCGGAUUUCUUUCUGGCUUCAUGACCCAAGUGAUUACUUCAAGUCAGCAUCAUUUGUCUACAACUGGGACUUUGGGGAAGGGCUGUAUCAGAUUACCAAGGAGCCCUUUGUCUACUAUAACCAUUCUGCCGUGGGGAACCGCACGGUCCAUCUCAAAGUGAUAGCUGAAUGGGAGCAAAUUGGAAACAUCAUACAUGAAAGGGAAACUGUGCAGAAAACUGGCGAUUUUACCACUGCUCUGGAGCUGUUAGAUGCUGUAAAAAGUAUUAAUGUAGUUGGCUCCAGAGAGACUCACGUAAUGGAAAACUUGAAUUUAUCUCUUCAUAUCAAUGGCAGCCCACCGCUGGCAUUAUGCUGGCUUAUAAAGGCCGAGUGCAUUCCGCUUGAAGGUGAAAAAUGCCAUCUGGUGGAGAUUAACGGUUCGUGCUACAAUCUGAGCCAUACCUUCCGCGCCGCCGGCCAGUACUGCCUCAGCGUCAGGGUGCAGAACGGCGUGACCAUGUUGCAGACAUACCAUGAAAUAAAAGUGUGGCCAACAGGGAUCCAGCCGGCUUUCUUCAUCCUGCUCUGCAUCGCCCUGGUUUCAGUGGUGCUAGGACUGGUGCUGUACACGACUUUCCGAAGUAACACACAGCAGAAAGAUCUCGUGGAGGUAGCUGACUUUGACUUCUCUCCACUGUCUGACAAAAACCUGCCUUCUGCUUCGGAGUCAGGCUGUGGCCAAGUAUGUUGCAGAUCAUGUUGUCUUCGGUCAUCUCAAGAAACCGCCAGGGAGAGUCAUGAACUUCUACUGUCUUUUUACAAGCCAGUCAAAACUUACACAGUGUGAAGAAUACAGUUUCACUUUGGUUGCACUAACUGCUGAAUUUAACUAUCCCACUUAUGAUGAGUUAAAAGCUCAGGGCUGCAUGGAUGGUUUCUUUCUGCCAAUGCAAUGAGGUUAACCACUUUACUAGGUCAAGCACAUGAGUGUUUCAUUGUGUGAUCUGAGAAAGAAAGAAAGAACCUGAAACACAGUAAAAGUAGCUUCAUAUUUUUAAAUUAUAUGGGUGUAUACAUUUACAGCUGUAAAUGCAACAUUUUAUUAUUAUGAAAGAUUAUUUUAUGCGCAGGUUUGCUAACUCACUACCUUUGUAAUUUGUCUGGUCCUUCUGCUGUUUGUUUCAAAGAGGAAAAUGCUUAAGACAAACAUACCUCUCUUUCUUAUGUUACAACAAUAUUACCGGAAAUACAAGUCAGCCAAAACGCUGUUGAAUGUAUAUUUGUUCCAAAAAGGAACUGACUUUUCCGGGUUGAGAAGAGCUUUAGCCUACAUGCUUCCAAUGAACCAGACUAUCCAA